CAGAAAAGGUUGUGUGUGGCCCUAGCUGCUAUGUUCUACCAGUGCUGCAUGCUACAAGAGCCUUCACGAAGCCAUCAAAAAUGGGAGCAGCUGAACUUUGGUCACCUCCAAAAAGAAUAAGUGGGACUGGUUAGGCCCACACAUCAAAGGAAAUAUAGUGAGCCAGCUGCAGGCUCCUUUUAUUUUUUGUGAUGACCACAUGAACCCGGAAAGGCCACUUAAAGUUAAAUCAUUUUUGGGACUUGGCCAUUGCCUAGUAUCCAGCAAGAAGGCCUGAGGUAGGCUGCAAUGGCCACUGUCAUUCCAGCAGAUCUGUCAGAAGUAAGAGAUGCUCAGAAAGUCCCAGUAGGGAAACGCAAGCGUGGAGAAGGCAAACCAAGAAAAAAUUUUCCUUGUGUUUUGUGUGACAAGGCCUUUAACAGUGUUGAGAAAUUAAAGGUGCAUUCUUACUCUCACACCGGAGAGAGGCCCUACAAGUGUUUACAUCCAGACUGCACAAAAGCUUUUGUCUCUAAAUACAAAUUACUAAGGCAUAUGGCUACCCAUUCUCCUGAGAAAACCCACAAGUGCAACUUCUGUGAGAAAAUGUUUCAUCGAAAAGAUCACCUGAAGAACCAUCUACACACUCAUGAUCCCAACAAAGAGGCUUUUCAGUGUGAAGAAUGUGGAAAGAACUAUAAUACCAAACUUGGUUAUAAACGUCAUUUGGCCUUGCAUGCAGCAACAAGUGGUGACCUCACAUGUAAAGUGUGCUCUCAGACUUUUGAAAUUACAGCUGUUUUGCUUGAACACCUGAAAACACAUGCUGGCAAGCCAUCAGGUGGAACAAAAGAAAAAAAGCAUCAAUGUGAACAUUGUGACAGACGUUUUUACACCCGUAAAGAUGUCCGUAGACAUAUGGUGGUACAUACUGGAAGAAAGGACUUCCUCUGCCAGUAUUGUGCGCAGAGAUUUGGGAGGAAAGACCACCUGACACGUCAUGUGAAGAAAAGUCACACACAGGAACUUUUAAAGGUGAAAUCAGAACCAAUGGACCUGCUGGAUCCCUUCAGUUGCAGUGUACCUGUUCCUAUAAAGGAUGAGCUUCUUCCAGCAAUCUCUUUGUCUCCUAGCGAACUGACAUCGAAACAAUUUGCAAACACAUUGCACAUGAACCUGUACAAUAGUCAGAUGCAGUCCAUGCAGAGUUCUGGUUCUGCACACCAAAUGCUCACCACAUCAUUACCUUUGGGAAUGACCUGCUCAGUGGAUGCAGAGCCUGUUCCAUGUUCCCACCAGCUUUCCUUAAAAUAUCCACUCAGUUCUACCUCAUAUGGACUUACAAUGCCUGAUAAAGAACAACCAUUAAAAGGGGAAAUUGAAAGCUAUAUAAUGGAGUUGCAAAGCAGCAUGCCAUCUUCUUCCCAGGAUGCUCAAGCAUCUUCAUCUAAACUAGGCUUGGAUCCCCAGGUCGGGCCCCUGGAUGAUGGGUCUGGGGGUAUUUCUCUCUCAAAAAAUUCUGCUGCUAUAAGUGAAGCCCUUAACUCUUCAUCUUUGGACUUCUCUCAGUUGUUUAACUUUAUACCAGUAAAUGGUCCUCUCUAUAACCAGUCUGUUUCCAUGGGGAUGAAUUACACACAAGAAGAAGCUCAUCCAUCGAUGACACAACUUCCUGCACAACCUCAGGACCCACAGGACCUUGGGAACAACAUAAGCCUUGCUUCCUUGCAUUCACUGUCAACAGCAUUUACAAGCAGUUUAGGUACAACCACAACACUGCCACGAUUCCAUCAAGCCUUUCAGUAGGAUUUGCAAAUGGAAAUACCAUAAAAUAUCUGUAUUGUGAAAUGCCCUGUUAAUGAUGCAUUUUGUGAUUGUGCCAAUUUUGAAAUGCCACCAAUAUCUUCCAUAGCACACUAAUGACUUUAUUGAGCCAGUAAAAGGUUGUUUUAUGCCUUUUAGUCCUAUACACUUGUGCAUGUUGAAAACACAUUUCAAUAGCAAUGUUUCUGACUUUGAAGAAAAAA
Messenger RNA from Protopterus annectens (West African lungfish), 2006 nucleotides. It is a transcript of the gene PLAG1, whose product is annotated as PLAG1 zinc finger. The record is from RefSeq and is a predicted model, not a curated record. NCBI's taxonomy places the organism in Eukaryota, Metazoa, Chordata, Ceratodontiformes, Protopteridae. Bases 289 to 1785 code for a protein of 498 amino acids. Gene Ontology annotation, molecular function: RNA polymerase II cis-regulatory region sequence-specific DNA binding; DNA-binding transcription activator activity, RNA polymerase II-specific. The transcript is spliced from 4 exons. Gene Ontology annotation, biological process: regulation of transcription by RNA polymerase II. Gene Ontology annotation, cellular component: nucleus.